AUGUCAUUUCUGCCCUGCAAAUCCGAGUGUCUCCCUGGCGAUACGACUCCCACUACGUUCCGAGACGAUGAGCCGGGGUUCGACUCCUCGCCCGCCCGCAGAUACGCCGGCAGUGCCCAAAACAUCGCCAUUGAGCGUUUGGUAAAAUUGAAGCAGGAACUCAGAGCUCUUGACUCGGAGUCGUUCUGGAACCGGCUCAUGGAGAGCGUCACCUCGAUCUGCAAUGCCCAGUAUGGCUUCGUAGCUCGCAAAGUCCAAGACCAUGAGCUCGUGAGCUCGAUGGGAGAUCACAAGCCAAGUCUCUUUGGCACUGCAUUCUAUUACAAUGACGGAUAUCAGACAGUUGGGAUGCACAGGCACAGGUAUUUUGCUGGGGGCAAUCCCUUGUCACAUAUGGACCACGAGAAACCAUGUUUGAUCCCGGAGAAUCUUGAAUCUCUUAGUGCUUUCUGUCCGGACAAACUUCCGUUUUCCGCGGACGGAUACUUGGCUGUGCCACUCUUCUUUCAAACGAAGUGUAUCGCCCAUCUCGGUCUCAUGUGGUCCAAGUCUGGCCUACAGAAGCGAAGUCUACCGUGGUCAUUCCUAGAGAUGAUCCUGUAUUCGCUGGAGGAUUUGGUUGUCCAACAGAUUCAUAACGAUGCCGAGUGUCCGAAGCUCAAUGAACAACCGAAGAGAGGAGCCACGGGCGCCCCCGGAAGUGUAAGAACCGUCGAUAAUAUGGACUCCAGCAUUUCCAAUUGCUACACCGAGUUCACGACUCAGCCCCUCAAGCCGUAUGCUCGAAGCUUGUCCCAUGAAUUACGAACGCCAAUGCAGGGAGUUGUGGGAAUGCUGGACGUCAUGCAUGCCACCGUACGAGAUGCCAUGCAGGGGAAACCUCCUGCAAAUGGAUAUGUCUUCCAGUCUCUCAAGGAAAGCAUCGAGAUGGUUCAAGACAGUGCAAGACGGGCGGUUGAGGCUGCAGAUAAUGUCGUUCAUGCCUACGAUCUCAAUAUGCAAGUUCCCAAAACCCCCCAGCGGGAGCAUGAGAGCGAUCCAUUCAGUGGCCCGGUCCAGUCACCGAUUGAAAGUCGGCCAAACAUCUUCACUGAAGGCAGCAACGUUGCAGUUAACCCAUACAAGCGGCGACGAAGCAAUCCCGCUGACUGGAACGAAGCAACGACGCCAAAAGCUAAGGCGCCCCGGCGCUCGGCCAAGAAAGAGCUGUCUCCGCGGAGUGAGGAUGUCAAGAAUGCCGUUUACGAGAGCGAGCAAAUCGUUCACGCAAAUCCCUCCCAUCGAAUCGACGAGGUCAUGGCAGACAUGGUGGAGACGCGUCCCCCGUUAGCUGUGAGGAGAUCGGCACCCCAUCUUCUGCUGGAAGGCAUCAAUCUCAAUAUGAGAAGUCCCUCUCUGAGAGUCACCAAGCUUCGUGACCUGCUUCGACUGGUGAUAAACGAAUCGCUCCAUGUCGGCGGCCGACCUGAUUUUACUCUUAGCGAGGCUACGGAGCUAGGAGAGCGGAUUGAGGUUCGGACACGAUCUUCCAACGGGGAGAUUUUCUCGAAGACUAUCGUGUGGAGCGUUGACGAAGCGCUACCGGAAACUUUGCUUGUGGAUGACAAAGACCUGGCAAAGUUGAUUUCAUGCGUCUUUCUAAACGCAGUGAAGUUCACAAAUAGUGGUAUGAUUACAGUCAGCGCAAAGGUCGGUCCUAAUGUCGGUGAAGUCUUCAUCACCGUGCGAGAUACUGGACCAGGUAUACCAGAGGCAUUUUUGCCCAAGCUUUUUACACCUUUCGCAAGAGAAGAUGCGUCCAUCACUCGGAGCAAGGACGGCCUCGGUCUCGGACUCCUGGUCGCUAAGGGUCUUGCGAGGAAGAUGGGUGGUGACUUGAUCUGUGUUCACUCGUCUACCUCUGGGCCCGAUCAUGGCUCCGAAUUUGAAAUCAGUAUUCCCGUCACUCAGUCCAAGUCAAGCAACAAGCCGGUAGCUUGCAUGGCAAGUAGUUUGACGCCUCCUGACGGCAGCGAUCCUUCGCGAUUGAGUACGACGAGUACUUCGAGCAAUUCCGGCCCCGAGCAGUGCAUGCUGUCACCCUCGAUUCGCCGGCCGAGCCAGCCGAUCCAACAGCCGUCCCCAAGUCUGACCGAAGAAACUUCGUCUCAGACAUCGACCCCCGUUCGCUCCGUUUCCACCGCGAAAUUUAUCCGCCCUUCAAUCAAUAGGGAUGCGUAUGACGAGAAGCUCGGACAGAAGCACCCGCUCACCUUCCUGGUAGCUGAAGACAAUAUGAUAAAUCGACGGGUUCUGGUCAGCAUGCUCAAACGGCUUGGGUACCAUGAUAUUUACGAAGCUUGCAACGGAAAGGAAGCCGUGCGCGUAAUGCAGGACAUUUUGGCAUCUCAGAAAUCCAAGACCUCGAGUCGGUCCUCCGACAGUCGGAAAAGGCAAGCAGAGGAUCAGUUGGGAGACUGCGCAUGUAAGCGCACGAAACCAGUCGAUGUCGUCUUGAUGGACCUCUGGAUGCCGGAAAUGGACGGUUAUGAGGCAACGUCGAAGAUCCUCAGAUUAGUAGAUGAAUACCAGCGCCAGGCCCUUCAGAAACAACCGAACUGUCAGGCCAAUAACUUACUGCUGCCGCUCCCCACGGUCCUUGCCGUCAGUGCAGAUGUAACGGAUGAGGCUCUGGGACGUGCCUCCAAAGUUGGCAUCAAAGGCUACAUGACCAAGCCUUAUAAGCUGUCAGAUCUGGAACGAUUGAUCGUUGAGUUCUGCGGCGAGGGGACGAGCCCUUGA
This is a messenger RNA of Aspergillus pseudoviridinutans, 2781 nucleotides long. RefSeq names its product ATP-binding response regulator. The record is from RefSeq and is a predicted model, not a curated record. Bases 1 to 2781 code for a protein of 926 amino acids. Gene Ontology annotation, molecular function: histidine phosphotransfer kinase activity; phosphorelay sensor kinase activity. Gene Ontology annotation, biological process: phosphorelay signal transduction system; protein autophosphorylation. The transcript is spliced from 2 exons. Lineage: Eukaryota; Fungi; Ascomycota; Eurotiomycetes; Eurotiales; Aspergillaceae.